AUAUCUUUGAUAUUUACUUGUAGAAAGUAAACACUGGACUUAUUAUUAUUUUUUAUGAAAUGCCGUAGUAUUUAAUUGUGUAACCUUUCUUGGGUAAAACAUUUGGGUCCCCGGUGACCGGAGGAAGUGUAAACAGUUCGAGGAUAUGUGGAAAGUAAUGGUUCCUGGGAAAUGAGGCGAAAAUAACUAACCUAAUCGUACCUAUUCAGAACCACCCCGUCAGGAUCAAAGGAUAAACUUGGAUACGUGUUAAGGAAUUUUUACCAUACACCUAUUAACAUGCUACCUCAGCGUUGUUUCAUCUCCGUGGCCCACCUCCUCGGCAAAGUGGGGCUCGCAAGUGCCCACCAGCAGUGUCGGAGCGUCCCGGUGCACAAGUUUUUGGCGGCCAGCAGGCGCCUUUGCUCGCAGAGGAAGUUUGUGGGUGCGGAGGGAGGCGCAGAAACAGUCGCAGCACCCGGCAGUGACCCGGAAGUGUUUGGUGACUUACGUGGCACACGCAGGACGUUCGAGGAGGCCGAGGGGGACGAGAGUGACAAGAUGGACGAGGAGAGGCGUAAUGCCAGUCAGCUCCGCACCGAGGAGUAUGCAGGCAUGAUCAAGGCACUGCUCCAACAAAAGAAGCUGGCGGAGGCCCUGGACGUCUUGGAGACACGCAUGCUGAAGGAGGACUUUGCCAAGCCGCCGUACUACCUGUUCAACCUGCUGAUAGGAGCCUGCGGCCGCGCCGGCUACACCAGGAAGGCCUUCCACCUCUACAACCAGCUCAAGAAGCGGGGUUUGCAUGUGAGUGCCUCUGUGUACACGGCCCUGUUCAACUCGUGCGCCAACAGCCCGUUCCCCGAGGAGGCUCUGAAGAAGGCCGUGCACCUGUGGGAGCUCAUCCAGGAAAAGGGCUACCAACCAAACAGGAUGAACUACAAUGCCAUGAUCAAAGCGUUUGGCCGCUGUGGGGACCUGGCGUCUGCGUUCAGCGUGGUGGACGUGAUGGCUGACCAGGGGCUGCUGCCGACCGACGAGACCUUCAACUUCCUGCUGCAGGCCUGUAUCUCGGACCAGGAUGCCGGCUUUCGCCACGCCCUGAUGGUGUGGAGGAAGCUGGUGCAGAAGGGUGUGAGGCCGGAAGUGUACACAUUCAACCUCCUGCUCCGAAGCACGCGCGACUGCGGUCUGGGCGACCCCGCCACCACCUCUGACGCGCUGCAAGCCCUCGUGGACCAGGGGGCGAGCGGUGGUCCCCAGCUAGAAGCCGGGCCUGCUGCUCCUGGGGAGCUGGUGCCAGGCGACUUGGUGCAGGAGAAUAGGCCCAAUCUGCUGGCACCACGCCCGCACCUCGGAGACCUCGUGGCUGUCGGCGAGGUGACCCGGCCGGAGGACAGGCUAUUGCUGCUGGGAGGCUGUUCUGGAUUUCUCCGAGUCAUGGAGCUGGCGGGCGUGGAGCCGAACAUCAAGACCUUCACGCUGUUGCUGGACGUCAUUCCUGCGACCAUCACUGCAGAGAAGGCGCUCCUUUCAACCAUGCAGCAUUGCUCAGUGAGAAAGGAUAUAGACUUCUUCAACAUGUUAAUCAAGAAGAGAAGUUUGAGGUUCGACUAUGAAAAUGCCCGUAAAGUGCUGCAGCUGAUAUCGGAGGAGAAGUUGAGCCCCGACAUUGUGACGUUCGGGGUGCUGUCUUUGGGCUGCAAGACGAAGGAGGAGGCUCAGAACUUUGUGAGGGAGAUGACGGAUGCUGGGUUCAGGCCCAACAACGCGAUCCUGGGCGCCAUGAUGCAGCAGGCGGUGUGGCGGGGCGGCGUGGACUACGUGCUGGAGGUGAUGGAGAUGGUGCUGAGGGAGCAGGUGCGGCCCAACCCCCGGUUCAUGCAGCACCUCGCCCGGUUCCACGACGCCGGCCGCCGCCGCCUGGCUGAGGGCAGCAAGGACGACGCCAGGAGCAGGCGCAAGUUCGAGCGGUUGUUCGCGGUGUUCCAGCAGCGCUUCGCCAGGUGGGUGAAGCAGGCAGACCCGGACACCGAGCCGGCCCACCCUUGGGAGCAGUUCCGGGUGCGCAAGAAAGCUUAGCACCUCCAGCGGCCGCUCUUGUAAUAUGUGCACGUGAAUCUAUUUGCUGGCAAUAAAAUGUCUGGUGCCCA
Bacillus rossius redtenbacheri is the source of this 2132-nucleotide messenger RNA. RefSeq names its product pentatricopeptide repeat-containing protein 1, mitochondrial. Gene Ontology annotation, molecular function: protein binding; tRNA binding. Gene Ontology annotation, biological process: tRNA 3'-end processing. The coding region runs from base 280 to 2061 and encodes 593 amino acids. The transcript is spliced from 13 exons. Lineage: Eukaryota; Metazoa; Arthropoda; Insecta; Phasmatodea; Bacillidae. The record is from RefSeq and is a predicted model, not a curated record. Gene Ontology annotation, cellular component: mitochondrial matrix.